Molecule: messenger RNA, 2117 nt
Organism: Camarhynchus parvulus
Lineage: Eukaryota; Metazoa; Chordata; Aves; Passeriformes; Thraupidae
Product: keratin, type II cytoskeletal 3-like
Exons: 9
Coding region: 1-1842 (613 amino acids)
Biological process (GO): keratinization; intermediate filament organization
Cellular component (GO): keratin filament
Molecular function (GO): structural constituent of skin epidermis
Source: RefSeq, a predicted model, not a curated record
AUGUCUCGUCAGUCUGUCUGCAUGAGCUUUGGAGUUGGGGGGAGAAAGGGAUUCAGCUCCUGCUCUGCUGUCGGUGGUGGAUUUGGAGGCGGUGGUGGCCGGAGCAAGAUCAGCUACAGCUCGUACUCCUCAUCCCGGGGAGGAAGCGGAGGAGGACACUGUGGGGGGUUCAGUAGCCGGAGCCUCCAUAGCAUGGGGGGCAGCAGAAGGAUUGCCAUGGGCGGAUGUUAUGGUGGUGGUGGAUACGGUGGCAGGAUGGGUGGCUUUGGUGGAGGAAUGAGCUGUGGAGGGAUGGGUGGUGGUGGAAUGGGUGGUGGAGGAAUGGGAAUGGGUGGCUUUGGUGGUGGAAUGGGUGGUGGAAUGGGUGGCUUUGGUGGUGGAAUGGGCAGUGGGGGAAUGGGUGGAAUGGGUGGCUUUGGUGGUCCAGGCUUCUCUGGAGGCAUCCAGCCGGUGCAAGUUGACCCCAGCCUCUUGCGUCCGGUCCACGUUGAGAUUGACCCCCAGAUCCAGCAAGUCAAAAACCAGGAGAAGGAGCAGAUCAAGACCCUGAACAACCAGUUUGCCUCCUUCAUCGACAAGGUCCGAUUCCUGGAGCAGCAGAACAAGGUGCUCUCCACCAAGUGGGAGCUGCUCCAGCAGCAAGGGCCAUCGGGGCCCAGGAAGAACCUGGAUGUGAUCUUUGAGAACUACAUCCAGAACCUGCGGAGGCAGCUGGAAUCAAUCCUGGCACAGCGGGGCCAGCUGGAAUCGGAGCUGCAGAACAUGAGGCAGUACGUGGAGGAGUUCAAAACCAAGUAUGAGGAGGAGAUCAACCGUCGCACGGCUGCUGAGAACGAGUUUGUGGUGCUGAAGAAGGAUGUGGACUGUGCCUACAUGACCAAAGUUGAGCUGGAAGCCAAGGUGGGAGCUCUGACAGACGAAAUCAACUUCCUGAGGUGCAUCUACGAGGAGGAGCUGGCUCAGAUGCAGACAAUCAGCCGGGACCUGUCUGUGGUGGUGUCCAUGGACAACAACCGGCACCUGGACCUGGACAGCAUCAUCGAGGAGGUCCGACGCCAGUACGAGCAGAUUGCCCAGAGCAGCCGGGCUGAGGCCGAGGCCUGGUACCAGAGCCGGUACGAAGAGCUCCAGAACACUGCUGGAAAACACGGAGACAGCCUCCGCAACACCAAGAUUGAGAUCCAGGAGCUGACCAGGAAUGUCCAGAGGCUGCGGGCUGAGAUUGAGAACGUGAAGAAGCAGAACCAGCAGCUUCAGGCAGCCAUCGCUGAGGCUGAGGAGAGGGGAGAGAUGGCCAUCAAGGAUGCCAGGAGGAAGCUUGAAGAGCUGGAAUGUGCCCUGAACAAGGACAAGGAGGAGCUGGCUCGCCUGCUGAAGGAGUACCAGGAGCUGCUGAACACCAAAAUUGCACUGGAUGUUGAGAUUGCCAUGUACAGGAAGCUCCUGGAGGGGGAGGAGAACAGGCUGUGCAACGACAGCAUGUCCAACGUCAAUGUCUCUGUGGUAGGCAGGACGACCGUCUCUGGAGGCAGAGGAGGCAUGGGAGGAGGAUUUGGAGGCAGCGGCAUGGGAGGAGGAUUCGGAGGCGGCAGCUGUGGAAUGGGAGGAGGAUUCGGAGGCGGCAGCGGCAUGGGAGGAGGAAUGGGAGGAGGCGGCAUCUGCGGAGGAGGCAGCGGCUUUGGAGGAGGCAGCAUGGGCGGCAGCUGUGGGAUGGGGGGAGGAAUGUACUCCGGCGGCUUCUCCUCUGGAAGCGGAAGGAUGUGCGGCUCUGGCGGGGGAUCCUCCUCCGUGCGGAGAUGCGUCACCACCACCUCGGUCAAAUCUUCGGGAGUGAGAUUCUGAGCCCCGAAGGUUGACAAGGAAAGAAGCACCUCCUCUCUCCCCCUGGCAGCAGCCCAGCCUCCCGAAGCCCAGCUCUGGUGUCCUGCAAUGGGAUGAACUGUGUCCCUCCCACCCAGCUUGUCCCAGGUCCUGGUCCCCCGCGGCGGUUCGGUGGCGAUGCCGCGGGUGUCCCGGCACCGGGAGCUGCCCGACAGGAGGGGCUGCUCUGCCUUCCUUGCUGUAUUGUACAUUUCUUUUGGCAAAUGUGUAUAAAACUCCUCUUUCCUCCUGUUCUG